Molecule: messenger RNA, 4086 nt
Organism: Myotis brandtii (Brandt's bat)
Lineage: Eukaryota; Metazoa; Chordata; Mammalia; Chiroptera; Vespertilionidae
Gene: TSPAN18
Product: tetraspanin 18
Exons: 12
Coding region: 380-1126 (248 amino acids)
Cellular component (GO): membrane
Source: RefSeq, a predicted model, not a curated record
CCAUCUGCCCCAGGAAAGUUUCCCCCGCGGCCGCCGGCGGGAGUUGGCGCGGGGUCCGGCCGCUGCAGCUGGAAGAGUGUCUUCUGAAGCCACCAUCAGAGAGAGACCUCAAGAGAAUCCUGCCACCCCUGAAAGAAAAGACCAGUUGAAAGAGGUGGGCAUCUCCUGGACAGCACGGAGCUUGCAGUGGCAAGAGCUUCUGGCACUGUCGUCAAAGCGACGUGAACCCUUUGAAUUUGGCUUCUAGAAACGUGGACACAACCCUUUUCCAGACGCCAGCCACUGAGGACAAGCCGGGCCAAUAACAGAAUUAUACAGCAGCCCCUCUGACCAGGAGACUCUGUCCUGCUGACGCCGAAAGCACUGCCCAGGUGGAGCCAUGGAAGGUGACUGUCUGAGCUGCAUGAAGUACCUGAUGUUUGUUUUCAAUUUCUUCAUAUUUCUGGGUGGGGCCUGUCUGCUGGGCAUUGGCAUCUGGGUCAUGGUGGACCCCACUGGCUUCCGAGAGAUCGUGGCUGCCAACCCCUUGCUCAUCACGGGCGUCUACAUCCUCCUGGCCAUGGGGGGCCUGCUUUUCCUGCUCGGCUUCCUGGGCUGCUGCGGCGCCAUCCGGGAGAACAAGUGUCUGCUGCUGUUUUUCUUCUUGUUCAUCCUGAUCAUCUUCCUGGCGGAGCUCUCGGCGGCCAUCCUGGCCUUUAUCUUCAGGGAAAAUCUCACCCGGGAAUUCUUCACCAAGGAGCUCACCAAGCAUUAUCAGGGCAACAACGACACAGACGUCUUCUCUGCCACCUGGAACUCGGUCAUGAUCACAUUUGGUUGCUGCGGGGUCAACGGGCCUGAAGACUUCAAGUUGGCAUCCAUUUUCCGACUCCUGACGUUGGACAGCGACGAGGUACCGGAGGCCUGCUGCCGGAGAGAACCGCAGACCCGGGACGGGGUCCUGCUGAGCAGGGAGGACUGCCUCCUGGGAAGGGACUUGUUCCUGAACAAGCAGGGCUGUUACACAGUGAUCCUCAACGCCUUCGAAACCUACGUCUACCUGGCCGGAGCCCUCGCCAUAGGGGUGCUGGCCAUCGAGCUUUUCGCCAUGAUCUUCGCCAUGUGCCUCUUCCGGGGCAUCCAGUAGAGGCGUGGCCUGAAGCCUGAGGAGUCACCCUGCCCACCACUGCCCAGUACUCAAUGCCCUUCUCCCCCCCGGCACCUCUGCUCCUGGGUCCAGGGGUAGGAGGUGAGGCCAUCAUGAGUGGCCAGGAGAAGGGCCAGGGGAAAAUAGCUAUUUUUUUAACAAAACAAAAUGACAAAAAUAUGGACUGAUGUGCCCCGCCUGGAUUCGGGGUGGGGCCGUGGGCUCUGCACCCAGGCUGCCGUCUGCACUAGAGACCAAAGGAACACCCGUGCCCGGCCCCCUCCUCGGCCCCAUCGGACUCCCGCAGCCCUGGGCCCGGGCCCUCUCCUCACAGCCCCGGGACCUGGUGCCAAGAAAGUGAGGAUUUAGGCAACAAGGAGGCAGAAGCAAAUCUGGGGGAGAGGUGGGCAGAGCCCAGGGGCCCACGGACACUGGGUCACCACGUCCUUGAGAACCUGGCACCUCCUCGCAGCCCCUCGUCCGGUCGAUGGAGUUGUCCCUGCUCCUGCUCCGGCCAACAGUGGGCUGCGGACACUGGACCCGAGAAUGGCCCAGCUGGCGGGGUCCGCGCUCUCCCCAGCUGUUGGACCGAAUAUCUGGGAGGCCCAGAGUGUCACCCACAGUCACACCACACAGGCAUGACAUUCUGAACAAGAACUGGGUGGUCUCCGGGGCUGUCGGUCCAGCAGAGCUGCUCACGCCCUCCCGGGCCUCGGCAUCAUGGUUUCCCCAGAAGAGACAGGGCAGCUGGCCAGGAACUGCCUCUUCCCAGUUCCACUGCUAAGAUGAUUCUAGACUCUCCCUGCCCCCUCCCCACCCACGCCGUUUGCCUUCCCAACUCCCCACCUUCUAAGCCCCCAGGAAAACACACACACACACACACACACACACACACACACACACACACGUACACCCCCCCACACACACACUUACACACGCCAGAGUCCCUUUUCCACGCUGCCUGUCUCUGCUCACAAGCCCAUCACUUCCCUGUUCUCCACCAACUCCCUGGCUCCCAGCGCUGGAAGGAGCCCCCAAGAUCACCCGGUUCUUCUCUCCCCACCCAGAACUGUAGCUUGGAUAUCUUCUGCAAGCUCCCUGCCAAGACAUCUCCACCCUCUUCUUGCACACCUCCAGGGACCUCACUACCUCCCAGGACAGCAUUCUGCCUUUCGACUGCUGACUUCAGACUUCCAUUUUUCUGUGGUUCUGCCCAAGGCUCGCUCUCCUUCCCUGAGUGUUAAGGCCACACACUGUCUCCCCCUGCGCCCCGUUAUCACCAGGCUAAAGAAUUCCAAGGCAUCUCAUCAUUUCUGUUGUGACAUCGUUUCCUGCCCCCUCACCAUCCACAGCACAUUUCUGAGUGCUCCCUCCAGGCUCAAGCAAGAAGAGGUCUUCCCACAGACUCACUGACACUCACACAGCUCCCACAGAUCAGCCCCUCAGAACACAGACCUCAGGUUCUAGACCAGUGCUGGCAACUGGAUUACAAGAUGCCUCAGCCCUGCUGAGUCAGGAGUGGCUGGUGGAGGCUGUGCAGAGGAUCUGAGGUUUGGCCUGGGCUUGGUGGGAGAGGGCAGUAUAAUCCCGAUUAUAUAAUCCCGAUUGGUGAUGUCGGCCCCAGGCAUGGGAAUGGGAAGGGUAGCAUGAUGCCUGCCUUCCCCUCCUCUCCACUGUCCCUUCGGGGUCUGGGACAAGCCCUGUCUGUCUCCCAGGCCCUGAGCCAGCUUCCAGCCUCCCCCGCUUCCCAGCGACUGGGGGAGAGAGCUGCAGCCAGGCGCCCAGUGCUCCCCUGCCCUGCCCCCUGCCCCCUUCUGAGCUACACCAGAGCUCUGUGCCUGCUGUAGCGAUUUGGUUAGACCUUCCUCCCAACUCUCCCUUCCCCCUCCCACCCGUCCUCUCCACCUGGGUCUUUCCCUCCUGUACCAGCCUGCCCUGGCAACACCAUGAUGCCACGAGCUCCCUAGCAACUGGGCAUCCCAGGAUCCAGGGGCCCCACAGCUGGUACCCCAGCCCAGCCUGACAAGGGUCUGGGGCCUGCCCCUCCAGAUCCACCUACCACUCAUACACAGCUUCCUGGAAAAGGCAAGUGUCUGGUCUGAGGUUGACAAAAAAAAAGAGAGAGAGAGAAACUCCAGGCUGGCUAGGCAGCACUGGAGGUCAAAUCGGGCAGCUGUGGCUCCAGUGCAGGGCGGCCCAGGGGAAUCUGGGGCCUCGAAGGUAAGAAGUGCCCAUACACGUGUGAGAGGCAGGUCACGGAGGACCAUUGGCUGAGGCAGGGGGGGUGAGACCCCGCCAAGGACUUUCCAGAACGGUGCCAAGGAACCCGAAUCUGACCCUGCUGACCUCCCCAGGCACCGGCCACCCAGGCUGGAAGGGAACCCGGGAUCUGCUCAGGCUGGUAGGUGUUUGCAAGGCUGCCUGUGGCUGUCGGAGGGCAGGGGCUUGGGGCUUGGAAGAAAGCAAGCUCUGCCCCAAUAUGAGGAGCCUCCUGGGCUCCGGCUGUGGUGGUUACAGUUACAGUAUAACCCAUACGUAACAGGUGCUGGUGGCAGCUGCCGGCUGCGGGGGUGGGGGCGGGGGGUGCAGCAGGUAGGAGUGCCUCUGCAGGUCAGGGAAGACCUUACACGGGAGCCCAGCACCCUCCCUGCUCCCAAACUACUGCCUCGGGGAGAAGGGACACAGCUUGGGAGCUGGGGCCCAACCUCAGCCUCCCUCACCCCUCUCCUGUCCAUGCCUGAGGGGCCCGACGGGACACCCCCAAGUGAGCUGAGGCCCCAGCACCCAUGUCUGCAGAAGCCCCCCUCCCCUCCCUCGUGGGCCCCGUCGAAAGUCUAUUUUGAAAAUGGUAAAUGUUCCUCGCAGUAGAUAGCAGAGCUAAUUUAUCAUGUUUAUUCCCGGGACCCCCCUUUUAUAUUAUAUAUCAAGAGUUUUGUAAUAUAAAACAACACCCACACUGA